This is a messenger RNA of Osmia lignaria (orchard mason bee), 2722 nucleotides long. It is a transcript of the gene HDAC1, whose product is annotated as histone deacetylase 1. Gene Ontology annotation, biological process: heterochromatin formation. The record is from RefSeq and is a predicted model, not a curated record. Gene Ontology annotation, cellular component: NuRD complex. Lineage: Eukaryota; Metazoa; Arthropoda; Insecta; Hymenoptera; Megachilidae. Gene Ontology annotation, molecular function: histone deacetylase activity.
CUUCGACCUUCGACGUUAUCACUUGCUUCCUCUGCUCAUAUAUUUUUCUCCACUGUGUAUGUAUAUGACCACGAAGUGCCACGAAGCUAGAAGUAAGAGUACACGGCUUCUCUGAUCUGCGCAAAACAAUUCAAUAGAAAGAAAUCGGUGAAAAUGUCAACGUUACCACAUAGCAAGAAGCGUGUCUGCUACUAUUACGACAGUGAUAUUGGAAAUUAUUAUUAUGGACAAGGGCAUCCAAUGAAGCCACAUCGCAUAAGGAUGACACAUAAUUUACUCUUAAAUUAUGGUCUUUAUAGGAAAAUGGAAAUAUAUCGACCACAUAAAGCCACUGCAGAUGAAAUGACAAAAUUUCACAGUGAUGAAUACAUUAGGUUUCUGAGGUCGAUAAGGCCUGAUAAUAUGUCAGAAUAUAAUAAGCAGAUGCAACGAUUUAAUGUAGGAGAGGAUUGCCCUGUUUUUGAUGGAUUAUAUGAAUUUUGUCAAUUAUCAGCUGGAGGUUCUGUAGCUGCUGCUGUAAAACUGAACAAACAAGCCUCAGAAAUUUGUAUAAACUGGGGUGGUGGUUUGCAUCAUGCCAAAAAAAGUGAAGCUUCAGGUUUUUGUUAUGUGAAUGACAUUGUGUUAGGAAUAUUGGAAUUGCUCAAAUAUCAUCAAAGAGUCCUAUAUAUUGAUAUUGAUGUUCAUCAUGGUGAUGGUGUAGAAGAAGCUUUUUAUACCACUGAUAGAGUAAUGACUGUUUCCUUUCAUAAAUAUGGUGAAUAUUUUCCUGGUACCGGAGAUUUACGGGACAUUGGUGCAGGAAAGGGAAAGUAUUAUGCUGUUAAUAUACCAUUGAGAGAUGGUAUGGAUGACGAAAGUUAUGAAUCUAUAUUUGUACCUAUAAUUUCAAAAGUAAUGGAAACCUUUCAGCCAUCUGCAGUUGUUCUACAAUGUGGUGCUGAUUCACUGACAGGAGAUAGAUUAGGCUGUUUUAAUUUAACAGUGAGAGGUCAUGGAAAAUGUGUUGAAUUUGUAAAAAAAUAUAAUCUACCUUUUCUAAUGGUUGGUGGCGGCGGAUAUACAAUCAGAAAUGUAUCCAGAUGUUGGACAUAUGAAACAUCGGUAGCCCUUGGUUCUGAGAUUGCAAAUGAAUUACCUUAUAAUGAUUAUUUCGAGUAUUUUGGACCUGAUUUUAAAUUGCAUAUUAGUCCUUCAAAUAUGGCAAAUCAAAAUACACCUGAAUACCUUGAGAAAAUUAAGACUAGAUUGUUUGAAAAUUUGAGAAUGUUACCUCAUGCUCCGGGUGUACAAGUUCAACCCAUUCCUGAAGAUGGAGCGGUUAUCGAAGAUUCAGAGGCCGAGGAAAAAGUAAAUCCGGAUGAAAGAUUACCACAACGAGAUUUAGAUAAAAGGAUACAGCAUGAAAAUGAAUAUAGUGAUAGUGAAGAAGAAGGAGAAGGCGGUAGAAGGGAUAAUAGGUCAUUCAAGGGUUCCAGAAAACGACCUCGUUUAGAAAAAGGACAAGAAGGUAUAGAAGGUGAUCUCAAAAAAGAAGAAGAUAUAAAAUCGGAGCCUAAAGAAAAUGAGAAAGAUGAAAAAGCAAAUGCCACGAACGAAGAAACAAAGAAGGAUGCUGGAGCGAAUCCCUGAUAAAUGGUUUUUCUUUUGGAAUAUUUGAAAAAUUGGAACAAGUCUUUAUUUAAAUCAAGUAUAAAUAAGUGUAGGUAACUUAAGUAAAAGAAAAAGAAAAAGCAAAACAUAUGAUGUACAGAUGUUCGCUGCCUCGAACUCGGUAUACGAUUCUAAAUUAUCAUUGACAUUAUUAUUAUUUUGUUUAAAAGCAUGUACUUCGAUAAAAUAGUCAGUAUACUUCGAUUGAAUUCGUGGCACGCGACAUUAUUAUAUCACGUACACGUAUAAGCGUGUAAUGGACAUCGCAAACGCUCUACACCUUUAAUUAUCUCGUUAAAUUUUCAAACAUUUCCUGAAGUUGAUUCUUCAAAUAUUUUUAACACCAUCUAAUCAACGAUAUCUUGAAUAGUUAGUCGAAUUUUAUGAUCGAGUCAAAAUCCUGACGCUCAGUUAUAACAGAUAAGUAUAACUAGUCAAACGAAAUAAAUAAAUAUUUUGAGAAAAGAUCUCUGUACCGAUGAAAACUAUACAUUUCAUGACAAUUGUUUACAAUUUCUAUUGCGAUCAUAACAUAGGGACAGGUUUUCAAGAUACCCACAUUUAUAGAUAGCACGUUUUGAUGAAUCGUGCAAAAAUAUCAAAGUCCUAAUAUUUUGGACGAUCAAAAUCUUUAUCUUAUUUCUUACGAUGAUUUCGAUUGAACUUUAAUAAACACAUUUUGUUAGAUGACAAAAAUGAUCGUACCACAAGCAAGUAUUAUAAAUUCACAAAUUUUUUUUUAUUCUUGUAUAUAACGUAAAAUCAGAUUUAAACGAAGUUCUACAUGCAAUACUAAAUAAUAGUAAUAAUGAUAGUAAUAAUAAUAACAACAUUCUUUUUCAUAUGUAAAGUAUUUUAUUUUAUGCGUGAAACCUUGAAUGAUCAGCAAAGAAAGUAUGAAAAAAAUUAGGACGGUUGAUGAACAUAUUGAAUUCAAACAUAACUCUAGAAUUUUAAUCAUAAAUUAAGGAAAGAUAAUGUUAAAGAGUUGAAAAUUACGUAUUAUGUGACAGAGCCGAUUUAUAUCUGUAUAUACUGAGGUCGCAAAAACACUCUCGUUCAAAAAAAA